This is a messenger RNA of Macrobrachium nipponense, 1886 nucleotides long. RefSeq names its product transcription factor Adf-1-like. Gene Ontology annotation, cellular component: nucleus; transcription regulator complex. The record is from RefSeq and is a predicted model, not a curated record. Gene Ontology annotation, molecular function: DNA binding. The transcript is spliced from 3 exons. Bases 119 to 1069 code for a protein of 316 amino acids. NCBI's taxonomy places the organism in Eukaryota, Metazoa, Arthropoda, Malacostraca, Decapoda, Palaemonidae. Gene Ontology annotation, biological process: regulation of transcription by RNA polymerase II.
CAGCAGCAGCAGCAGCAGCUACGUAGGGUCCACCACCGCAGCGUCGCGCUGUGGAGGUCCGAAGAGGGUUGGUGUAGCGGGAGCAAACGAACGAGACGCAUGCAUCUCCAUCCCCCAAAUGCCACCACCUUCCACCUCCUCCUUCGACCUCCGUCCUCCAGUAAACGCGUGGCUUUUGGAAGUGACGGUACGUCGCGGGGCCUUGAGGGCGGCGCCUCUCUCACCCCUCCUUAUCGGAAACUUGCCGCUCCCCGCUUGGAAUAAUAUCAUGUCGAUUUCGGAGGAGGCUCUCCUCGCUGAAAUUAAGAAACACGAAGUGCUUUACAACAGAGCUCACGCUCACUACAAGAAGAACAGAGUGCGUGAAGCUGCAUGGGAGGAAAUAGCUGAAACCUUGCAGUAUGACUGUGAAAAAUGCAAAAAAAGAUGGCGUACACUGAGAGACACAUUCAUCAAAUCCAGACGACAUGAAAGACUGAUGCAGUGGUCCAAAACAGGAAAGAGGAACAAGCCCUGGCAUCUCCACGAACACAUGCAGUUUUUGGUGCCAUUCCUUGAGGCGGACAGACACGAGGAAGACUUUGAAACCCUCCAAGGCCCUUUAAAGGACAGUGGGGAUGAUGACGCUGAUGGGGAAGAGGACGAGGAUCCCAUUAAAACCUCUGUAAGUCCUUCAUCCCCAUUAUCUACUUCGUCCGCGAGAAGCAAUGGAGAAGAUCCGCAUAACAUCUUCAUCCCGUCAAUCGAAAUGUCUUGCAGCAAUAAGCGAUUAGUUGAUUUACCAGCUACUACAAGCACCAGAAAGAAAUCCAAAGUCUACACCACUGAGACAUCAACAGUGCCAGGAUUUGGAAGAAAUCAAGAUUUACUUUGUGGACCACACGAUCCUGAUGUACUGUUUAUGCUUAGCCAAGUGGACAGUCUAAAGAAACUGUCACCGAGGAAUAACAGACUGGCAAAACUCAAAAUCCAACAGUUACUGUACGAUUUAGAGUUUGGGGAGGAAAAUUUCAGCGACGCGACUCUAAGAUCUAUUUCACAUGAUGUUAAAUUCAUUGGGCCUAGAUAAUGUCAUAUACUGCGUAACACAGAAACUUUCCCCAAAAUAUUUUUCCACUGAACACAAUGUCUUUAGGGGUGAGUACCUAUUCAUUCUUAAAUCUGGGUACAAGUAUACUCAGCUAAAGCGGGGCAUGAUGAGAAAAAGAAAGUUAAAACUAAUUUCUGUGCUCUUGAAAUUCGCAGCAAGAUAGUGCACCAUAUGAAAAGAAGUUUCCUCAGUAUAAUUUUCUGUGCAAUAUUACAAGUGCGUACCCGCCUAUUAAUCUGGUAGCCCGAGUUCGCUCCCCGCUGCCGCCAAUACAGAACCAGAGGAAUUUAUUUCUGGUGAUUAGAAAUGCUUUUCUCAAUAUAAUGUGGUUAGCAUCCCACAAUAGGCUGUGGGUUCCGUUGCUAAGCAACCAAUUGGUUCCCAGCGACGUAAAUAAAAAUCUAAUCCUUCGAGCCAGACUUAGCAGAGCUGUUAAUCAGCUCAGUGGUCUGGUUAAACUAAGAUAUAUAAACUUACAGAUGCAAGAUAAUUAAAAAUAAGUUUUUGUUUUUACAAAAGAAAAAACUUGAAAGAUUUUGUAAAGAAAUGUUGAAAGAAUGGAUAGAUAGCAUUUUAUAUUACAAGUCAUACAAAAGAUUAAGAAAUAUCAAAGACUAGGUGCGGUGAUUACCUUAUCUGUCAACUGAAUUUAUCUAAAAUACUUGCACCUGGUCCUUUAUCAGUAUCUUCAUAAUAUUCUUAAGAAUCUUAGUUACUGAUUAUUAAAAGAUAUCUAUGAAAACAUAUUUGUUAUUACUGUUAUAAUAUACCGGCUAUAAAAUAAAAUAAAAUAUCC